UGUUUUCAUCUGCAGCAGCUGCUAAUCUCCUGUGAUCCGCGGUAAAUCACUCCAGACUCCGCCUCCUGCACGCUCAGUGUCUCUGUUUCUUCUUCUGCCGCAGGGGGCUUCAUGUUUAAGCAGUGGAAGGAGAGGUACCUCGUGCUGACCGUGGAGGGAAGCCUGCUGGUGUGCCGGGACGCAGAGUCCCCUCCUGACCAGGUGGUGGCGCUACAAACCAACUGUGAGUCGAUUGCAGAGGGACGAGAAAUUCUUGACCUGCCCAAGUUGCCUCCGGGGGGCAGGAGGGACUGCUGCUUCGCCCUCAUCCUACCGCAGAACAAGUUCCUGCUGCUCCUCACUGACAACCCCGAUGACUGCAAUCUGUGGCUGAAAUUGAUCAGGAAAGUGAGGGAGGGUGUCACGUCACCCCUGACCCUUCAGAGACAGCGCAGCAUCACUCCCUGCAUCACCGACAGAGACCCCCUGCCCGACUCCUCCAGCGAUAAAGAACCCGGGUCGCCCAGGGUCAGCGAGGGCACCCCUCCUCUGUCUCGAGUCACCGAACGAGGAGGCUCCUUCAGAGACAGAGGCCAGAGCCAAGCCGGUGGAUCAUGGCGGGCUCAGCGUAGUGUUUCGGUGGCCCCGCCUCAUCGUGUGUCAGAUUGUCUUCGCCAUGGCAACAGCAGCGAUGCCCGGGCAGUGAGGGCAGUGUGCCUGCUGAUGGGAGGGGCAGCGGCCUCCUCCGCUCUGGGCUACCUCAACUCCUGCUCCCCUUCCUCUCCUCUCGCCAGCAGGGCCCCAGAGAUGGCCCUUGGCGCCGGGGGCUUCUCCGAACUCCCCGCAGGAGGCUCCUUCCACGCCUGCAGCCAGGACGUCGACUCCCCGCACUUCAACAGCUUCGACUUUGAAGGAGACUCCGACUUUGAUGCGUUUGACUGUGGAGGAUUUGCUUUUUAGUUUUCAAGGGAAGGAAACUGAGAGACCCUUUACUCUCACAAAACCUUUGUUGGUAUUCCUUUUUACUAUAAGGGCAUUGUUAUUAAUGAAUCCCUCGUUGGGUUAUCUAUACGUCUAAUUUAUAAAUUAAUGAAGGUCUUCUUCCUGGCUUUGUGCCUGUGCUCUU
Molecule: messenger RNA, 1105 nt
Organism: Scatophagus argus
Lineage: Eukaryota; Metazoa; Chordata; Actinopteri; Scatophagidae
Exons: 4
Coding region: 112-939 (275 amino acids)
Biological process (GO): regulation of cell differentiation
Cellular component (GO): membrane
Source: RefSeq, a predicted model, not a curated record